This is a messenger RNA of Racocetra persica, 1135 nucleotides long. Lineage: Eukaryota; Fungi; Glomeromycota; Glomeromycetes; Diversisporales; Gigasporaceae. The record is from the annotation of a GenBank genome assembly.
AUGGUAGACAUAAAACCAACAGAGAUCGACCAAAUUGACAAGGCAUUUGAUAUAGAUGAUUUAAAUAAAGCGGUUAAGGCCAUCGAGACAGGAACCAUGACAGCGGCCGGCCCCAUUCCUCCUAUCCCUCCUGACAUAAAGAUAGGGAUUAUCCCAUUUCAAUCUAAUCCCCAAGUUAAGGAAGUUAAAACCAAAGAAGAAUCUUUAAAUUAUGUUCCUAAAUACGAUUUAGACCCUACCAAUAAUACUCGAGAAGUAUUUUCUCAUUUUAUUUAUAAAGAAGAAGUUAAACCAGCCAGUUACACUUUGCAAGAAAAUGAACAAUUAGUAAAAAUUAAUCCCGACAAUAGUCUAACCGUAAAUAUUCCACAAAAGCAAAUAAUUGAUAUUGUUACUUUUGAACCAACUUUGGAGAUUAAAGAUGAAUCUAGUUACACAGUUUAUUUAUUGCGGCAGCAGUCGAGUAAAUCAGAGUUUAAUUUGGACUUAACUACUUUAGGCACUGCCACUAUUGAAACUUACGAGCAAUUUAAAUUAAAUGUUCUUCGGACUAUCAGCAAGGAUUACCUAAAAAUAACCAAGAACAAGCACGAUCCUUCUUUUGUUAAGAUCGAACUAACCAAUUUGUGUUCUUUUGUCGAAAAAUAUCUCCAAAAUGAGCCACUAGGUAGAGAUAAAAGGCACUUAAUAGAACUGCUGAAAAAUAUAAAAGUUGAGUUAGUAUCACACAAGUCAUUUUUCUGGGAUAGAAUUCAGAAAUACGUAGAGACUCCGGAAUCCAAUAUACCACCGGCUCCUUACUUAACUCCAGAAAUUUCUUAUUGGUUGCAAAGAGUAAGAGAUUUUAUUUCUUUUCGAUAUGCUCCUUAUUUGGCCAAGGAUCCCCUAACCAAUACUUAUCCUAUGUGUCCUAAUAUUAAUCUUUAUCUGAGCGAUGUAGAAGCUAUUGUUGGGGAUUUAGAAAUAUUAUUACGGGAUCUUUAUUACAAGCAUAAAGCUCUGCUUUUUAAAACCCAAAAAAAAGAAAAUAUAAAAGAUGCUACUAUUUUUGACAAUGUAAAUACCGGGGAGGAAGGUUCUGAAAACACCCAAAGAGGAGAGAGUAGGAUGAUUGCCAAAGAUAUCGAAUUAGAUA